Messenger RNA from Chlorella variabilis, 1263 nucleotides. RefSeq lists its product as hypothetical. Lineage: Eukaryota; Viridiplantae; Chlorophyta; Trebouxiophyceae; Chlorellales; Chlorellaceae. Bases 1 to 1263 code for a protein of 420 amino acids. The record is from RefSeq and is a predicted model, not a curated record. Gene Ontology annotation, molecular function: protein binding. The transcript is spliced from 7 exons.
AUGGCAGCCCAGGAGCCCUCUGCCCGUGCCUCGGCACUGCUGAAGAAGCUGGUGCUGCGGCUGGACGAUGGCACCGUGAUUAAGGGCAGCGGUGGCGGGGAGGGCGGGGCGGCGGUGGCGGUGCUCAAGCCGGCGGAAGCCUACGCUGCGGGCGCGCUCACAGAGGCGCACCUGCUCAAGGCUCAGGCGCUGCUGUGCGAGGUGCACGCCAAGCUGCCCGAGGAGGGAGCGCUGCGCAGCCUUUCGAUGGGCAGCAAGCGGUCGGUGGACACCGGCUUUGAGGUCGGGCCCACGGCUUCCAAGCGGUCUCGUUCGCUGGGAGCCUUUGGCAACGGCACGGCAGAGGAUGUCCUCAUGGAUUCGCCCACGUCGGCGGACCUCGGUGGCGGCUACCACGCGCCGCCCGCGGCGCCCGCCUACCACGCCCCGCCGCCGCCCGCGCAGCCCGCGUACCACGCGCCGCCGGCCGCGCCGCUGGCGCCGCCGCCCGCGGCCGGGCCCAGCCGGGCCGAGUGGACCGCGGGCUGCAACCGCAUCGUGGACAAUGUGAUGAAGAACCUGGGGCCGGUGGACUCUGCCAUCUUUUACGAGCCGGUCAACCCUGCGCAGGUCCCCGACUACUACACAAUCAUCAAGAAUCCUGUGUGCUUCAAGGACAUCCGCCAGCGCCUGGCCACAGGGCAGUACGCGGGACCAGAGGCAUUUUAUGCGGACAUGGACCAGCUGGUUUACAACUGCCUGCUGUACAACCCGGCCGGCAGCUAUGUGCGCGGCCUGGGCCAGAAGAUCGAGCAGCGCUGGCUGGACAACUGGCGGCGCAACCCGGUGCUGCAGCAGUUCCACGUCACACGCAUGCCCAAGCCCGCCGCCGGCAAGCCGGCGCCCAAGUCCAAGGCGGGCGCGCCGCGGCCGCAGCGCUCGUCGGGCGGCGCGCCGCGCCGCGCGCCUCCCAAGCACUACCAGGCGCUGCCCGCGGAGCAGCAGGCGGCGCUGGCGGAGGCGCUGCAGGACGAGGGUGUGCUGGCUGAGAAGAUGGACGGCGUGGUGGCCAUCCUGCAGAAGGCCAACCAGCUGCCCACCAACGAGGAGGGGGAGGUGGAGCUGGACCUCAGCGUGCUGUCCCCUGGCGUGGUGUGGGAGCUGUACGAGUAUGUGAUUGGGAGGCCGCCCGCGCCGCCGCCCGCCGUGCAGCCCUCCCGCUCCUCCUUCCAGCUGCAAGAGGACUCGGACUAUGACCCGUAUGGAGAGGAGGAGGAGGACUGA